AUGAAAGUUUUACAUCUUCUUCCCGCAUUAGUUGGGAUAGCCCAAGCUAUCGUUUCGCUUGACCUCCAUAUUUAUAGAGGAGAGGAGGCGAAAUUGCUUCAAGAACAAGAAGAGUUACCGAAAUACGGGAAAAGAGAUGACACCUUCAGCGUUGGUCUUCAAAAUGCUAAGACAUUCUACAUGACAACGUUAAAAAUAGGCAGUGGAGGUCAAGAGGUUAAGGUGUUGGUAGACACUGGCUCUUCUGACCUCUGGUUUGCAACUUCACCUUGUUCCCAGUCUCAGUUGUUUGGAUACCAGAAAAGGGAAGAGUUGGAGCUCGAGGAGAGGGCAGACCCAACUCCUACUGAUGGCUCUAUCUUUACGGGUCUUUUUGGCGAUGACGUCAAUAGUUUGAUCCCACACUUUUCGUCUCUUUUGGAAUUUGAGUUGGCCAAUAACCCUAUUGUCUCAUUGGGCCAGGCUGCUCCUAACUACGUUUUCGAUACUGCCCAUUGUACCCAAUACGGUUCUUUCGCUACCGAUACCUCCGAUACCCUCAAGGUUAAUCAAACUGAUAAGGCAUUUUAUAUCCGUUAUGGUGAUUUUACGUAUGCCCUUGGCUACUGGGUCACGGACGAUGUUGAUAUUGGUGGUGAUGUCGUGGAAGGACUUUCUUUCGGUAUCGCUCCAUACACGUCACUGACAGUCGGUGUUUUGGGUAUUGGAUAUAUUGGGAAUGAAAAUACCAAUGAACCAUUAAAUGGCAGAGGCUCGUAUGUUUACGAAAACUUACCAUUGCGUCUCAAAAGAUUGGGUAAAAUUAAAAUGAAUGCUUAUUCAGUGUGGUUGGGCAAGAACAAUCCAGCACAAGGAAACUUGCUUUUUGGUGGUUACGAUACAUCUCGGUUCGAUGGCCCGCUCGUCAAAGUGCCAAUAGUAAAUACUUAUUCUCGCUAUAUUGAUCAUCCCAUUACGUUAUCUGUGAACUUAAAGGGAAUCAAUGGAAGCAACCUUCAAGUCUCCAACCCGGUUGCAGCCCUUCUUGAUACGGGAACAACUUUUACAUACUUACCGGCGGAUUAUAACCAGGCAAUUGCAAAAAGGUUUUCAGCCACAAAAUUCAUUGGUAAUUAUCGUGUUAGUUGUGAUAUUCUCAACUCUGAUGAGAUGGUCUCCUUCCAGUUUGAAGGUAUCAACAUCGAUGUACCGAUCAAAAAUUUUGUCGUCAGAAAUAGCAUUAUAGGAUGCCAGUUGGGUUUGCUUGACACUAAUGACCACGUCAUUUUGGGAGACAACUUCCUUAGGAGCGCAUACAUGGUAUUUGAUUUGGAAAAUGACGAGGUCGGUUUAGCUCAAUCUGCUAGCGAGGACAAACAACUAAAGGAAGGUUCAAAUGUCAUUGUCCUUUCUACUGGUAUACCAGACCAAGCUUCACCCUCUGAGAUGAGCUCCUCCUCUUCUCUCAGCUCUUCGUCGGUGACUCCAAGCUCAGAGUCCGCUUCAAGUGUUAUUUCCAGCUCCUCAGAAAGCUCUUCUGCUUUGGAAAGUCCUUCUGCCUUGGAAAGUCUUUCUGCCUUGGAAAGUCCUUCUGCCUUGGAAAGUCCUUCUGCUUUGGAAAGUCCUUCUGCUUUGGAAAGUCCUUCUGCUUCUUCUGUCUCGAAAAACUCAGAUUUGGGAAGCUCUUCAAGCUUGGUCUCUAUUUCACUCAGCUCGGAGUCUUCCAACUUGGUGUCUUCCAGCUUAGAUACUUCAAGCUCAGAAUCCUUAUACCAGGUAUCACCUAGCUCAGGGCUCGCUUCUAGUUCCCAAAUCGUUCUCGCAUCCGACUCUUUGAGCCCACUGUCUUCACUUUCGGAGUCUACAAGUUCAGAUCCCUCAAACUCAGAAAGCUCGUCAUUUUCCAUUUCUGAAAGCGAAAGUUCUAGAUUUUUGCUGAGCUCAGAAUCGGUGAACGAGUCAUCCCAUAAAGCCUCAGCCAGUGCCAGACCAAGCCCAUCCAUUCCCUCACCUUCAUCAUUCGUCGAAUCUUUAAGUUCCGCAAGCGAUGGUCACAGCGCUUUGGCUGGAAUUCCUCAUCCUAAUAGUGCUUCCAGUGUCACUUUCGAUUCCACUAUAUCUGGCGGUCAUGAUGUUUCACUGGGCUCACUGGUCUUGGGUAUUAGCUCUGUCCAUGGUGCCGACUCCAGAUCUUCAGUAACCUUAUCCAGUUCGAUACUUUCUCAUUCUGGAAAAGGCUUUCCUUCAAUUCUUGGCCUUUCUGAUUCUCCAUCAAGUGAUGAGCACAAGCAUUCAUCAAUUUCGGGUUCUCGAAUUGGACAGAUUUCCGAACUGGCUCAUUCCGUCUACAAGAAUUCUUCUCUGUUCUUGAAACCUUUCCUGGACCCAAGACAUAAGGCUGACCCUCUAGGUGAUGCUGCUAAUCAAGGCAAUGGCGCUCAGGUACUUGGUAACGACCCCAACACAAAGGUAAAUGCACCUUCAACUAUUUUAGUUGCUGACGAGGGCACUGUUUAUUCAACAAUAGACUGUACGCGUUGUGAACAAGGACAAGAAGACACCUCUGGAACGGCAACUAAGGUGUUUGGUGCAAUGGAGGGCGCAGACAAGAUCCAUAAUAGUAUCCUGGACAUGAUAAACGGCGUUUCUGCCCUCUCUCAUGCCAGCUCCAAGGUUGGUCCCGAAUUACAGAAGCCACACUCCCAGACAGCACUGCAAAAGGCAGGCUCUAACGAAGGAACACCAGGAAGGUGGCUUCUAUCGGCCUUCUAUCUUUCUGCGGUAUGGGCAUUGACCAUCACAGAAAAUACCGUGAAUGUCUCUCCUAUCAGUUUGGACAUUGGAAGCCUCACCAUCUAUCCCGAUGUGUAUUACUCUAUCGUGAAUAAUGCUGCCACUGUUCUUGCUGGAAGUUUGAACAAUCAAGGUGGCUUCUAUGUGACCUCAGCCAAUGGCUUAGCUGCUUCUGUUUCCAUUGUGUCUGGCUCUAUUAGAAACACUGGUGACCUUGCGUUUAAUUCCUUGAGAGCUAGUGUUGUGAGUAAUUAUAACUUAAAUUCCGUGGGGAGUUUUGUCAAUAGCGGAAGUAUGUGGCUUGGUAUAAGCUCUUACUCGUUGGUUCCCCCAAUCAUCCUUGGCUCGGCCACCAACUGGGACAACACGGGUAGAAUUUACCUUAGUCAAACUAGCGGUAGCGCCUCGACAGUGACCAUUUCCCAGGUACUCGGCUCCAUCACAAAUGACGGUUCUAUCUGUCUUGAGCGUUUGAGUUGGUUGCAAACCACCACCAUUAGAGGUUCUGGUUGUAUCAACAUUAUGGAUGAUGGUCACCUUCAGCUUCAGGUGAGUCCAUGGAACGUUGCCGACUCACAAACCAUUUUCCUUUCCACUGCCUCGUCUAUGUUGUCGGUGCUUGGCUUGUCCCAGAGUAUCACAGGUGUCAAGGCGUACAACAUUGUGGGUUUUGGUAACGGUAACCAGAUUCGCGUGAACCUUGGUUUCACCAGUUACAGUUACAACGCCAACACCGGUAACUUGACCCUUUCGUUCUUGCUUGGUAUUUUCAGACUUAACUUCCACAUUGGUACAGGCUAUACCAGCUCUGGUUUCUCCACCAACGGUGUCUUUGGCGCCGGUACCAGAAUCUCCUAUAACAACGCUUACCCUGGAACAGUCCCCAGACAAUGUUACUGUUCUGAUUUCCCUGAGCCCACCACCACGCCUACGGUUUCCAGCUCCUCCAGUUCCUCCAGCAUCAUAACCCUGUCCUCAUCUGCCAGCGCUUCCUCUAGUUCUGCCGCAUCUAGCUCCAGCCCUGCCUUGUCGACCUCCACCGUCUCCAGCACAGUCACCUCCAGCACUACAGUCAGCAGCUCUAUCGAAGAAUCUUCUGAGUCUUCUGACGCCCCAAUUUCCUCUGAGCCUGAGUCGUCUGAGUCGUCUGAGUCAUCUGAGUCGUCUGCUCAGUCAGGCACUGAUUCAGGUUCCGCGCCACCAGUGAGUUCUGAACCAGAACCAACCAGUUCUUCUCCUCCAGAGUUAACAGAAUACACUACAACCUGGACUACUACCGAUGACGAGGGCAAUACUGUGACUGACUCGGGUGUGGUUUUGAUCACCACCGACUCUGAGGGUCAAUUGACAACCACCACGUCGGUGAUCCCUCCUCCUUUCACGUCAUACACGUCUACGUGGACUUCUACCGAUGGCGAAGGGAACAGUGUUACUGAGUCUGGCGUUAUUGUUGUGACUACUGAUGCUGAUGGUGCUUUAACUACUUCUACUUCGGAAUUUCCUUAUGAAGGUCCAACUGAGUACACCACUACGUGGACUUCUACCGAUUCCAAUGGCGAUGAAGUAACCGAGUCCGGGGUGGUGAUUGUUACUACUGAUUCUGAUGGCUCGUUGACAACUUCUACUUCUGAGUUCUCUUAUGAUGGACCUACUGAAUAUACCACUACGUGGACUUCUACUGAUGAUAACGGUAAUCCAAUUACUGAAUCUGGUGUUGUCAUCGUGACCACUGACUCGGAUGGUUCGUUGACUACCACCACUUCGGAAUUCCCUUACGAUGGACCAACAGAAUACACUACUACUUGGACUUCUACUGAUGGUAAUGGUAACCCUAUCACAGAAUCUGGCGUCGUGAUUGUUACUACAGACUCAGACGGAUCUUUGACUACAACUACUUCUGAGUUUCCUUACGAUGGACCAACGGAAUACACUACAACCUGGACCAGUACCGAUUCAGACGGUAACCCAAUCACAGAAUCCGGUGUCGUAAUUGUUACAACUGACUCUGAUGGUUCUUUGACUACUACUACUUCUCAGUUCCCUGGUCCAACUGAGUAUACUACAACCUGGACCACCACCGAUAGCGAAGGCAACAGUGUUACUGAGUCUGGCGUUAUUGUUGUGACUACUGACUCGGAUGGUUCGUUGAGUACCACGACUUCUGAGUUCCCUUACGAUGGGCCAACUGAGUAUACUACGACUUGGACAAGCACUGAUUCAGAUGGUAAUCCAGUUACUGAGUCUGGAGUCGUUAUUGUUACUACUGAUUCUGACGGCUCGUUGACUACCACUACCUCAGAGUUCCCAUACGAUGGUCCAACGGAAUAUACCACUACGUGGACUUCCAGUGAUUCUGACGGCAAUCCAGUUACUGAGUCUGGAGUCGUGAUUGUUACUACCGAUUCUGAUGGUUCUUUGACUACCACUACUUCUGAAUUUCCUUACGAUGGUCCAACGGAAUUCACCACUACGUGGACGUCAACCGACGGUAAUGGUAAUGAAGUAACUGAAUCUGGAAUUGUCAUUGUCACUACUGACUCAGAAGGCUCGUUGACGACUUCUACUUCGGAAUUCCCUUACGAUGGUCCAACUGAAUACACCACCACGUGGACUUCAACAGAUUCCGAUGGGAACCCAAUUACAGAAUCUGGUGUCGUGAUUGUUACAACUGAUGCUGACGGAUCUUUGACUACUACUACCUCAGAAUUCCCCUAUGACGGUCCUACUGAAUAUACUACUACUUGGACCAGCACUGAUUCGGAUGGUAACCCAAUCACUGAAUCUGGCGUCGUGAUUGUCACUACUGACUCAGAAGGCUCUUUGACUACCACUACUUCUGAGUUCCCAUACGAUGGGCCAACCGAGUACACGACUACGUGGACAAGUACUGAUUCAGAUGGAAACCCAAUUACAGAAUCUGGCGUUGUUAUCGUGACCACUGAUGCUGACGGAUCUUUGACUACCACUACUUCUGAGUUCCCUUAUGAAGGUCCAACUGAGUAUACUACUACGUGGACAAGUACUGAUUCAGACGGCAAUCCAAUCACUGAAUCCGGUGUUGUUAUCGUGACUACUGAUGCUGAUGGUUCUUUGACGACGACAACUUCCCAGUUCCCUGGCCCAACUGAGUUUACGACUACUUGGACUUCUACCGAUUCCGAUGGCAAUCCAAUUACAGAAUCUGGUGUCGUGAUCGUUACCACAGACUCAGACGGAUCUUUGAGUACCACUACUUCUGAGUUUCCUUAUGAUGGUCCAACCGAGUACACUACAACCUGGACUUCUACCGAUGGUGAUGGUAACCCAAUUACCGAAUCCGGUGUUGUUAUUGUUACUACUGAUUCUGACGGCUCGUUGACGACCAGUACCUCAGAAUUCCCUUACGAUGGGCCAACGGAUUAUACCACUACGUGGACUUCAACAGAUUCGGAUGGUAACCCAAUUACUGAAUCCGGUGUCGUGAUUGUCACUACUGAUGCUGACGGAUCUUUGACUACCACUACUUCUGAGUUCCCUUAUGAAGGUCCAACUGAGUAUACUACUACCUGGACAAGUACUGAUUCAGAUGGCAAUCCAAUCACUGAAUCGGGUGUCGUUAUCGUGACUACUGAUUCUGACGGCUCGUUGACGACUUCUACUUCGGAAUUCCCUUACGAUGGGCCAACGGAAUAUACCACUACGUGGACGUCAACCGACGGUAAUGGUAACCCAAUUACCGAGUCUGGCGUCGUUAUUGUUACUACCGACUCGGAUGGUUCUUUGACUACUACUACCUCUGAGUUUCCUUAUGAUGGGCCAACCGAGUAUACUACUACGUGGACAUCUACUGACGGUAAUGGUAACCCAAUUACUGAGUCUGGAAUCGUUAUUGUUACCACCGAUUCUGAUGGCUCUUUGACUACCACAACUUCAGAAUUCCCUUACGAUGGUCCAACGGAAUACACCACUACGUGGACGUCUACUGAUUCGGAUGGUAACCCAAUCACAGAAUCAGGAGUAGUCAUCGUUACCACUGACUCAGAAGGCUCUUUGACUACUUCUACUUCUGAGUUCCCUUAUGAAGGUCCAACGGAAUACACUACUACGUGGACUUCAACAAAUUCGGAUGGAAACCCGAUUACUGAGUCUGGAGUAGUCAUCGUUACCACUGACUCUGAUGGUUCUUUGACUACUACUACUUCAGAAUUCCCUGGUCCUACCGAGUACACUACGACUUGGACUUCUACUGAUUCCAAUGGCGAUGAAGUAACCGAGUCCGGGGUGGUGAUUGUUACUACUGAUUCUGAUGGCUCGUUGACUACUUCUACUUCUGAAUUUCCUUAUGAUGGACCAACGGAAUAUACCACUACGUGGACAUCUACUGAUUCGGAUGGCAAUCCAAUUACUGAAUCUGGAGUCGUUAUUGUUACUACUGACACUGAUGGUUCUUUGACUACUACCACUUCUGAAUUUCCUUAUGACGGUCCAACUGAGUAUACUACGACUUGGACAAGUACUGAUUCAGACGGCAAUCCAAUCACAGAAUCUGGUGUUGUUAUUGUGAUCACUGAUGCUGAUGGAUCCUUGAGUACUACUACUUCAGAAUUCCCUGGACCUACUGAGUACACAACCACUUGGACUUCUACAGAUGGUAAUGGUAAUCCAAUCACUGAGUCUGGAGUUGUGAUUGUUACCACUGAUUCGGACGGUUCUUUGACUACGACUACUUCCGAGUUUCCUUAUGAUGGACCAACUGAGUACACCACUACGUGGACCAGUACCGAUUCGGAUGGAAACCCGAUUACUGAGUCUGGAGUAGUCAUCGUUACCACUGACUCUGAUGGUUCUUUGACUACCACUACCUCAGAGUUUCCUUACGAUGGGCCAACCGAGUACACCACUACGUGGACUUCUACCGAUUCCAAUGGCGAUGAAGUAACAGAGUCCGGGGUGGUCAUUGUUACUACUGAUUCUGAUGGCUCGUUGACAACUUCUACUUCUGAGUUCCCUUAUGAUGGACCUACUGAAUAUACCACUACGUGGACUUCUACUGAUGAUAACGGUAAUCCAAUUACUGAAUCUGGUGUUGUCAUCGUGACCACUGACUCGGAUGGUUCGUUGACUACCACCACUUCGGAAUUCCCUUACGAUGGACCAACAGAAUACACUACUACUUGGACUUCUACUGAUGGUAAUGGUAACCCUAUCACAGAAUCUGGCGUCGUGAUUGUUACUACAGACUCAGACGGAUCUUUGACUACUACUACUUCUGAGUUUCCUUACGAUGGACCAACGGAAUACACUACAACCUGGACCAGUACCGAUUCAGACGGUAACCCAAUCACAGAAUCCGGUGUCGUAAUUGUUACAACUGACUCUGAUGGUUCUUUGACUACUACUACUUCUCAGUUCCCUGGUCCAACUGAGUAUACUACAACCUGGACCACCACCGAUAGCGAAGGCAACAGUGUUACUGAGUCUGGCGUUAUUGUUGUGACUACUGACUCGGAUGGUUCGUUGAGUACCACGACUUCUGAGUUCCCUUACGAUGGGCCAACUGAGUAUACUACGACUUGGACAAGCACUGAUUCAGAUGGUAAUCCAGUUACUGAGUCUGGAGUCGUUAUUGUUACUACUGAUUCUGACGGCUCGUUGACUACCACUACCUCAGAGUUCCCAUACGAUGGUCCAACGGAAUAUACCACUACGUGGACUUCCAGUGAUUCUGACGGCAAUCCAGUUACUGAGUCUGGAGUCGUGAUCGUUACUACCGACUCGGAUGGUUCUUUGACUACUUCUACUUCUGAAUUUGCUUAUGAUGGACCAACGGAAUACACCACUACGUGGACGUCAACCGACGGUAAUGGUAAUGAAGUAACUGAAUCUGGCGUCGUUAUUGUUACCACCGAUUCUGAUGGUUCUUUGACUACUUCUACUUCGGAAUUCCCAUACGAUGGUCCAACCGAAUUUACUACUACGUGGACUUCUACCGAUUCCAAUGGCAAUCCAAAUACUGAAUCAGGAGUUGUCAUUGUGACUACCGAUUCAGACGGCUCGUUGACUACUUCUACUUCCGAGUUUCCUUACGAUGGUCCAACGGAAUACACUACGACUUGGACUUCAACAGAUUCAGAUGGAAACCCAAUUACUGAAUCGGGUGUCGUGAUCGUUACCACUGAUUCUGACGGCUCUUUGACUACCACUACCUCAGAGUUCCCAUACGACGGUCCAACUGAGUACACGACCACUUGGACUUCUACUGACAGUAAUGGGAACCCAAUUACAGAAUCUGGCGUCGUGAUUGUCACUACUGACUCAGAAGGCUCUUUGACUACUUCUACUUCUGAGUUCCCUUAUGAAGGUCCUACCGAGUACACUACUACUUGGACUUCUACAGAUGGUAACGGUAAUCCAAUUACAGAAUCUGGUGUUGUUAUCGUGACCACUGAUUCUGACGGCUCUUUGACAACGACAACUUCCCAGUUCCCUGGUCCAACCGAAUACACCACUACGUGGACUUCCACCGAUUCAGACGGAAAUCCAGUCACUGAAUCUGGCGUCGUGAUUGUUACUACCGACUCGGAUGGUUCUUUGACUACUACUACUUCUGAGUUUCCUUAUAACGGUCCAACUGAGUACACCUCUACGUGGACGUCAACCGACGGUAAUGGUAAUGAAGUAACUGAAUCUGGCGUCAUUAUUGUUACCACCGAUUCUGAUGGUUCUUUGACUACUACCACUUCUGAAAUUCCUUAUGACGGUCCAACGGAAUACACUACAACCUGGACCAGCACUGAUUCGGAUGGUAAUGAAGUAACUGAUUCAGGAGUCGUGAUUGUUACUACUGAUUCUGACGGCUCGUUGACAACCACAACUUCUCAGUUCCCUGGUCCUACUGAGUACACGACCACUUGGACUUCCACUGACAGUAAUGGGAACCCAAUCACAGAAUCUGGUGUCGUGAUUGUGACAACUGAUUCGGAUGGUGCUUUGACUACUACCACUUCUGAGUUUCCAUAUGAUGGACCAACCGAGUACACUACAACCUGGACUUCUACCGAUGGUGAUGGUAACCCAAUUACCGAAUCCGGUGUUGUUAUUGUUACUACUGACUCUGACGGUUCCUUAACCACUACUACUUCUGAGUUCCCUUACGAUGGGCCAACGGAUUAUACCACUACGUGGACUUCAACAGAUUCGGAUGGUAACCCAAUUACUGAAUCCGGUGUCGUGAUUGUUACAACUGAUUCUGAUGGAUCUUUGACUACUACCACGUCUGAAUUUCCUUAUGACGGUCCAACGGAAUACACUACAACCUGGACUACUACCGAUUCCGAUGGCAAUCCAAUUACCGAGUCUGGAGUGGUGAUUGUUACCACUGAUUCCGAUGGAUCUUUGACGACGACUACUUCUGAGUUUCCUUAUGAUGGACCAACCGAGUAUACUACGACGUGGACUUCCACUGAUUCAGACGGCAAUCCGAUUACCGAGUCUGGAGUGGUGAUUGUUACUACUGAUUCGGACGGUUCUUUGACUACUACUACUUCUGAAUUCCCUGGUCCUACUGAGUAUACUACGACGUGGACUUCCACUGAUUCAGAAGGAAAUCCAAUCACUGAAUCCGGUGUUGUUAUCGUGACUACUGAUGCUGAUGGUUCUUUGACGACGACUACUUCCCAGUUCCCUGGUCCAACGGAAUACACCACUACGUGGACUUCUACCGAUGGUAAUGGUAACCCAAUCACCGAGUCUGGAGUUGUUAUCGUUACUACGGAUUCUGACGGCUCUUUGACUACCACUACCUCGCAAUUCCCUGGUCCAACGGAAUACACCUCUACGUGGAUUUCCACUGAUUCGGAUGGUAAUGAAGUAACUGAAUCUGGAGUCGUGAUUGUUACUACAGACUCAGACGGUUCAUUGACUACUUCUACUUCUGAGUUCCCUUAUGACGGUCCAACUGAAUAUACUACGACUUGGACUUCAACAGAUUCAGACGGCAAUCCAAUUACUGAAUCAGGAGUUGUCAUUGUGACUACCGAUUCAGACGGCUCGUUGACUACUACUACCUCAGAAUUCCCUUAUGAAGGCCCUACUGAAUACACCACUACGUGGACCAGUACCGAUUCCGACGGAAACCCCAUUACUGAAUCUGGAGUUGUUAUCGUGACCACUGAUGCUGACGGAUCUUUGACUACCACAACUUCAGAAUUCCCUUACGAUGGACCAACGGAAUAUACUACUACGUGGACAUCUACUGACGGUAACGAUAACCCAAUCACAGAAUCCGGCGUUGUUAUCGUGACUACCGAUUCUGAUGGAUCCUUGACUACUACUACUUCCCAGUUUGAGGAUGUCCCAACCGACGAUGGCCUUACUGAGUUUACUUCCACUUGGACUACUACCGAUUCUGACGGUAACCCAACCACUGAAUCCGGUGUUGUCAUUGUCACUACUGACUCGGACGGUUCUUUGACUACUACUACUUCCCAAUUCGAAGACGCUGCUCCAACCGAUGGUGUCACCGAGUUCACUACUACCUGGACUACGACUGACUCUGAUGGUAACCCAACUACUGAGUCUGGUGUCGUUAUUGUUACUACUGAUUCUGAUGGGUCGUUGACGACUUCUACUUCGGAAUUUCCUUAUGAUGGACCAACGGAAUACACUACAAUCUGGACUACUACCGAUUCCGAUGGCAAUCCAAUUACCGAGUCUGGAGUGGUGAUUGUUACCACUGAUUCCGAUGGAUCUUUGACGACGACUACUUCUGAGUUUCCUUAUGAUGGACCAACCGAGUAUACUACGACUUGGACUUCAACAGAUUCCGAUGGUAACCCAAUUACAGAAUCUGGUGUCGUGAUUGUGACUACCGAUUCCGAUGGAUCUUUGACUACUUCUACUUCUGAAUUUCCUUAUGAAGGUCCAACUGAGUAUACUACCACUUGGACUUCUACUGAUUCUAAUGGAAACCAGGUUACUGAGUCUGGUGUGGUGAUUGUUACCACUGAUUCUGACGGUUCGUUGACGACCAGUACCUCAGAAUUCCCUUACGAUGGACCAACUGAGUAUACCACCACGUGGACUUCCACGGAUUCUGACGGCAAUCCAGUUACUGAGUCUGGAGUCGUGAUUGUUACCACCGAUUCUGAUGGUUCUUUGACUACUACUACAUCGCAAAUCCCUGGACCUACUGAGUACACAACUACUUGGACUUCUACUGACGGUAAUGGAAAUCUAGUUACUGAGUCUGGUGUCGUUAUUGUUACUACUGAUUCUGACGGUUCGAUAACUACGGUUAUAUCAGAGUUCCCUCAUACUAUUGCUGCUACACCUUCCACCAUAUCGUGGACUAGUACUGACGGUAACGGUAACCCAGUAACCGACUCUGGAGUGGUUAUUGUGACUACAGACUCUGAUGGAUCGUUGACCACUAUUACUUCGCAGUUCGACAACGAGACUCCUGGUGCUACAAGCUUCCCAACCACUUGGACUACUACUGACGGUAACGGCAAUCCAGUUACCGAGUCUGGUAUCGCGAUCGUUACAACUGAUUCUGAUGGAUCGUUGACCACUACUACUUCGCAGUUCGACAACGAGACUCCUGGUGCUACAAGCUUCCCAACCACUUGGACUACUACUGACGGUAACGGCAAUCCAGUUACCGAGUCUGGUAUCGCGAUCGUUACAACUGAUUCUGAUGGAUCGUUGACCACUACUACUUCGCAGUUCGACAACGAGACUCCUGGUGCUACAAGCUUCCCAACCACUUGGACUACUACUGACGGUAACGGUAACCCAGUUACCGAGUCUGGUAUCGCGAUCGUUACAACUGAUUCUGACGGGUCGUUGACUACGACUACUUCUGCGUUUGGUGCGGAUGAGGCUUCAAGAGUCGAACAGACCACCGAAAUCGUUACUACAGACAACAAUGGAGAUAUCUUCACGAAGACUGUUUUUGUUUGCGAGACUACUGCUUCAGACGGUGAGGUUGAAACUGUCAGCUCCGUUGCCCCUCGCACUACAACACUAGUCAGUUCAGACGAACAAGGUGCUCCAACAACAGCUACUGCCGCCAUAUUUGAAAGUACUGUCGAUGGUACCGUGACCUAUUACACGUCUAUAUGUGAGGAUUCUUCGGCAAGUACUACAGUUGAUACGAAGAGUGACGUCGUUUCCAAGUCACCUAAAUCCACCAAUGGAGAAGUUGAAAGAACGCCAAAUGGGGUCGUUCCAACAGGCCUGCAGACCCUUGCUCAUAGUGAAACAGAAGCGUCCAAGACCACUGAGACAACCAAUGGCACGGGAGCCACAAUCGAGAGUACCGACGACAUUACCUCGAUUUACCUGGCACCAUCUGGAAGCCAGACUACCUUUGAAUCAAUCUACCGUUCUACAGACGCUAGUGAACCUGCCAGCGUUUCAUCAUAUGCUGGAUCAGGCUCCCUUCCAAGCUUCAACCUUAAAUGGUUGCUCCCAUUUGCAUUUUUCGCUGCUAUUUAG
Messenger RNA from Candidozyma haemuli, 13251 nucleotides. RefSeq lists its product as uncharacterized. Lineage: Eukaryota; Fungi; Ascomycota; Pichiomycetes; Serinales; Metschnikowiaceae. The record is from RefSeq and is a predicted model, not a curated record. The coding region runs from base 1 to 13251 and encodes 4416 amino acids. Gene Ontology annotation, molecular function: aspartic-type endopeptidase activity. The transcript has 3 exons. Gene Ontology annotation, biological process: proteolysis.